UAUACAAAUACGAGAUUUUCGAGAUGAAAUAACCUUGUAGUUCCAUUAUCUGCAGUAAUGAUGAUCUGAGAGUCCUUUCUGGUAUAAGGAACGAAAACUGACUCACUCCUAAAUACAUUAAAAACGACAACUGAUGAAGACGAAAUGGAUGCUGAGAGAGAUUUAUGAUUUAUUGGUUGAGAUGUUGUUCUUCAGUUCCGCAUUCAAUAUAUCUUGAGGAUUACCAAUUUGCUCUUCUGAUCCAGAUGUAUGAGGGCUCUUCCUGUAAGGGAAGGAAGAACAUGAAGGGGGUCGUUUUUUGCCUCUUCAUCCUAGGGGCAUCGGGCUGGGGCAGGAAAAACCAGACGGGGAUCCAGAUCGGUCACAGGCACCCUCCGCCUUCCCCAGGGAUCGUCCGUGGUACCGGGGUGCAGAUCGGGACUAAAACUUUUACCAGGAACCACUCUCUUCCCUCUGCCGCACACCACACGACGACGACGACCACCGUGGCGCCGACGCCACCCCCGAUGCCCCUUGGCCCACGUAAGUUACACGUCGCACUCGUCGUGCCGUAUAAGAGUUUCGCGGUCAGGGACUACCACAAAUCCGUUUCUGCAGCGACUAACAGUAUAAUGAGAGCUACGAAAGGUCCUCUGCUCCAUUCUUUCAAAAGCUUCGAACUUCAAGUGAGAAUCGACAUGAAACAACUCACACCAAGCCCUACAGAUAUUCUGAAUUCGCUUUGUAAGGAUUUCCUGUCUGUGAACGUAUCAGCCAUCCUAUACUUGAUGAAUUAUGAGAAGUACGGAAGGAGCACAGCAUCGGCCCAGUACUUCCUACAGCUAGCCGGAUACCUCGGCAUCCCCGUCAUUGCAUGGAAUGCCGAUAAUUCAGGCCUGGAAAGA
Cimex lectularius (bed bug) is the source of this 884-nucleotide messenger RNA. RefSeq lists its product as uncharacterized. NCBI's taxonomy places the organism in Eukaryota, Metazoa, Arthropoda, Insecta, Hemiptera, Cimicidae. The transcript has 3 exons. The annotation marks the transcript as partial. The record is from RefSeq and is a predicted model, not a curated record.